UUCAAAAAUGGCAGAAAAAAGCCUUAAAAUCCUUAAGAAAAAUUUUUUACUAUCCAAAAAAUCCUCCAAACGCAAAUCCCCCAAGCAUACAGAAAAUACUAAAAAAUAAUUUUUUUAGAAAUUUAUCACUCCUCAAUCAAAAAAUGCACUAUAAUUAUUAUUAUUCCUCAUUAACUCUACUAAUAACCCUACUUAUACAAAAAACAAAAGCAACAACAGAAUGGUUUGGAGAUGCCCGUGCACACAUGAAUCCUCCACAACAACCCCCAUUUUAUGACAUUGUAUAUGAUGAAUCAGAUUGCCCCUUCGGAUUGGAAAGUCAUGCAAUUCCUGAAUACGUCUAUUUUGGUGAAAUGAUUGGAGCUAAACAAGUGCGUGAACAUUCUUUAUGCUUACAAUUUUGUUUGGAAACAACUAGAUGUAAAGCUGUAAAUUACUUUGAAUCGAUUGGGGGAAAAAAGGUAAUAAAUAAAUUGAAUGUUGAAAAUAAACUAGGGAUCGGAUAG
This is a messenger RNA of Meloidogyne enterolobii, 506 nucleotides long. Lineage: Eukaryota; Metazoa; Nematoda; Chromadorea; Rhabditida; Meloidogynidae. The record is from the annotation of a GenBank genome assembly.